AUGGAUGGUGCCAACAGCCUGCAUGGUAAUCCAGAGUGUCGAGUAUACCCAAAAACGGAUCGCAAUUUUGUGACAUCCUAUCAUCAGCGUGUGACCCACUAUAUAAACUACCGAUGGUUCAGUGAGCGCGAAUUUACUGAUCGGAAGGCCCGUGAUUCGAACCUAACCUCUGAAUCUCGACUUCUCCUGGAUAGACUUGGACAGCCUGUCAGUAUCCCAGGACCUCGUGCUUCCUUCGGGUGGCAUGGCAGCGAGGCGGCCUCAUUCAAUGCCACAGCCAAGGCAGCGAUUGAGUUGUUGUGUGGGCCGCCUUGCAAACCGGGGAAGACCGCCUCAUUGAUGAGACGAUCAAAGCCGAAAUUAAACAAACUUAUAAAGAUCGGCCUCUCCAAAGCCUGCUCUUCUCAGUGUCGGCGCUUCUGUCUGCAGUACAAUCCAGCCAACCUCAUCCAAGCAAUGAGCAUAACCCGCGAUAGAUUCCUUCCGGUUGAAACCUCAAUUCAACUCAUCCGACACAAGGUAGAACUGGGCGUCCGUGCAGACUGCGCAACUGGCAGGGACCAAAAUAACUCCCUGACAUUCGGGGAAGUGGGCUACCUGCUACCUCCAAUACGGUCUUUCCGCAAAAACGUAGACUGUGAAUAUGGAGCCCCCCAGUACGCGGUUAUUACAGCUGAUAAUGAUGAUGAUGAUGAUGAUGAUGAUGAUGAUGAGCCCCCCUUCAGCCUCAGAAGUGUCUACUCACGCGUCAUUGUGCCAUUGGUCCUGAAGACCUUCCACCUGCUCUGGAUGAUGAUAGGACGGUACGACUUUACCCCCAGACCACCUCGUACCACGAUUACUCGUAGUACGGGGUCUCGCUGCUCUUGGUCUGGCUGCUCCCCUUUGGCCUUCCUGGCAUGGUUGCACCUUGUGGAACGAAGUUCCAGCCAGUGUAGCCCGCGGGAUCAUUGCAGCACUGAAGCCCGACCACCACGUCAAGGUGGCAGCUUUAGGUCGGGUGCUCUGUUAAACGAGCUCCUCAGUCAGUGCCUGUCUAGCCUAUUUGUGUCUAUCUGGCGGAAGUCGACUGUCCAAGACACCUGGGAUGAGUCGAUAAUGGUGUCCAUUUCCAAAAAGGGUACUCACAGCUUGGGGCAACUUGGCAGUAUCCCAGUCCUUCUGGUGGCAUGGCGGUUAGGCACUGAGAGGGUGCUACAGCUGAACGAAGGUUUUUUGAAAUAA
Molecule: messenger RNA, 1224 nt
Organism: Opisthorchis viverrini
Lineage: Eukaryota; Metazoa; Platyhelminthes; Trematoda; Opisthorchiida; Opisthorchiidae
Exons: 10
Coding region: 1-1224 (407 amino acids)
Source: RefSeq, a predicted model, not a curated record